Messenger RNA from Mirounga angustirostris (Northern elephant seal), 965 nucleotides. RefSeq names its product activator of basal transcription 1 (gene ABT1). NCBI's taxonomy places the organism in Eukaryota, Metazoa, Chordata, Mammalia, Carnivora, Phocidae. The record is from RefSeq and is a predicted model, not a curated record. Bases 50 to 859 code for a protein of 269 amino acids. Gene Ontology annotation, molecular function: RNA binding. The transcript is spliced from 3 exons. Gene Ontology annotation, biological process: endonucleolytic cleavage in ITS1 to separate SSU-rRNA from 5.8S rRNA and LSU-rRNA from tricistronic rRNA transcript (SSU-rRNA, 5.8S rRNA, LSU-rRNA); endonucleolytic cleavage to generate mature 5'-end of SSU-rRNA from (SSU-rRNA, 5.8S rRNA, LSU-rRNA); endonucleolytic cleavage in 5'-ETS of tricistronic rRNA transcript (SSU-rRNA, 5.8S rRNA, LSU-rRNA). Gene Ontology annotation, cellular component: nucleolus.
GGCAGACGGCGCGGCGCUUUACGGCUGCCGUGCUUCUCGCUCCGCCGGCAUGGAGGCGGAGGAGCUGGAGAGCGAGGCCUCGGAGCGGGAGCCUCGGGAAGGGACAGAUCGGAGCCCAGAGGCGGCGGAGGAGCGGGAGGAAUCCGAGGAGGCGGCUUGUGGCGCCAAGAAGCGGGUGGUGCCGGGUAUCGUGUACUUGGGCCACCUCCCGCCCCGCUUUCGGCCUCUGCACGUACGGAACCUUCUCAGCGCGUACGGCGAGGUCGGGCGCGUGUUUUUCCAGCCCGAGGACGGCUUCGUGAGGCGCAAGAAGAAGGCAGCGGCAGCCUCGGCCGCGGGAGGCAAAAAGCGGUCCAGGUACAGCAAGGACUACACCGAGGGCUGGGUGGAGUUCCGGGACAAGCGAGUAGCCAAGCGCGUGGCGGCCAGUCUUCACAACACGCCCAUGGGAGCCCGACGGCGCAGCCCCUUCCGUUACGACCUGUGGAACCUCAAGUACUUGCACCGUUUCACGUGGUCCCACCUCAGCGAACAUCUUGCCUUUGAGCGCCAGGUGCGCAGGCAGCGCCUGAGGGCCGAGGUUGCCCAGGCCAAGCGUGAGACUGACUUCUAUCUUCGAAGUGUGGAACGGGGACGGCGCUUCCUUGCCGCUGAGGGGGACUCUGCCCGCCCGAGUGGCACCUGGACCUUUGCCCAGCGUCCUACUGAGCAAGAGCUGAGAGCCCGGAAGGCGGCCCGGCCAGGGGGUCGUGAACGGGCUCGCCUGGCAAAUGCCCAGGACCAGGCUCGCUCCAACCAAGGGCUGCUUGCCAAGAUCUUUGGAGGUCCACCACCUUCAGCGAGCGUGGAGGAACCCUGACCAGUCCGGGACUCUUGACGGGUGGACAGCCCCCUUCCAUGUCUUAGCCCUGCUUCCUGUCUGCCUGAUAAUGACUACUGAUAAUGAAUAUAUUAUCUUUAUAAGA